GCGUGUGAAUUUGUUUGAUUCCAAUGACCGUUAAAAUUUAAUCAAGACUAUUCAUACGAAGAGGGCACAAUGUCAUCAAGUUAUAUCGUUGAAAUCGAAAGAUGAACACUUCACGUAACGCUGACAUUUUCAAGAAACGUAAGAGCUGUUCCCUGUUUCGCAACGUUAAGUGCGCUUUAGGUUACUUUUUUAAAUGGAAAGCGUAACUGUUGAAAUGCCGGCUUCGUGUUCGGAGACGACUUUGCAAAUGAAUGGGACAGAAGAGGCAAUAUCUUGUGCAAGUGGUAUCAAUGACACGGAUUUCGAGUCCGAGGAACCUUAUGGUGGAAGCACUCCUCAGCAAUCUUCUGAAAAUAAGCGUAUCGACAAUUCGAUAUUCAAUACUAUUUCAAAGUUAGUCAACCGAACUGCAAAGGUUCCAGAGAUUCAGGAUUUCAAGAUUGUAAAACCAAUAAGUAGAGGAGCAUUUGGUAAAGUUUUCCUAGGAUACAAGAAAUCAAAUCCUGAUCAAAUAUAUGCCAUUAAAGUUAUGAAAAAAAACGAUAUGAUACAUAAGAAUAUGGCUUCCCAAGUUGUCAUAGAACGAAAUGCAUUGGCUUUAACUCAUAGCCCAUAUUGUGUUCAGCUAUUUUAUUCGCUUCAAUCUGUGAGCAGCAUUUAUUUGGUGAUGGAGUAUAUGGUCGGUGGAGAUCUCAAGAGUUUGCUGGGAUUCUAUGGAUAUAUGGAAGAGAGUAUGGCUGCGUUUUACACAGCUGAAGUAACGUUAGCUUUGGAGUAUUUACAUUCUCAUGGAAUUGUACACAGAGAUUUAAAACCAGACAACAUGUUACUGUCACGAGAAGGGCAUGUUAAGCUCACCGAUUUUGGGUUAAGUAAGAUUUCAAGACUGCACAGAGAUCUUGAAAUCUCAGAUCUUGUAAACUGUACACCGAGUUUAUGUACUAGAACUCCUGGACAACUUCUCUCCUUGACGUCGCAUCUAUCUUUUGGAUCUGGUCAGAAGUCAAAUGACUCGAGUCAAUCAAAUCAACUGGAUAGCAGCAGUAGAAGUAAUCCUGCCGUUAAUUUGUUACCUGUUUUGCAACAGAGUUCUAAAACAGUUCCAUCACCUAACUCAACUGUCUCAUCAGUAGGAACGUCAGGUGAUUAUUCAAGGGUAUCUGGAAUUACUCCUUUUCAGUCAGCUGACGAUUUAAGUUUCUGUAAGAAUGCAGACAAGGAAUCAAGAAAAAAAAUUCAACAAAUGGACAACAUUUCUGCCAACAGUACCAACUGUAGUUUUCACACGUGCGAGGUGUCACCAGAAGUGUCUCGAAGUACAAAUAAAACAGGAGAGGAAGAUGAAUCGACAUUGGAAGCGGAAAAUUCGCAACAUCCUGUUGCUGCAUGUAUGAGUCCACCUAGUAAUUUAACAAAUUCGUUUUCAAGAGGGACAAAAAGGAAAAGAACUGCUGCUUCAGGGUCAACAGGUUUAACGAGAGAGAUCUAUCUCAUGGAAUUAGAUGGUGAUUUAACUCCAAAAAGAAAAAAUCGUGGGACGAUGUUUUCUUGCAGGAGUCCAGUGCCUAUGUCAAUGGGAACUCGAACCAGGAAAGACAAAGCUGUUGAAACUAAUGGCACUACUCAGGAUAAUGGGUCCGGCGGUCGAGUCGCAUUCAGCACACCGGUAUCAUCCUUGAAACAAAAAAAAGAAGACGAUAAUCUUUCUACGUCUCUGGAGAGAAGAAGACGGAGAUCAGAAGAUGACAAACCUAUUUCCAUAAAAUCAACGAGAUUUAAUUUAUCUCCACCAUGUAUAUCGUAUUCUGCCCCAGAUCUACAGUUGGAUAGUAUACACGAACAUCGAUCACCUCCAGGAAUAUCACCGAUUAAAACCCCAGCAGCAUCCAUUGGAAGCUACACUCCAUUCAGAACUCCAAAAUCAGUAAGACGAGGUACUCAAGGAGGUAUCCAACAUUCGGAAGAAAAAAUUCUAGGAACACCGGACUACCUUGCACCAGAAUUACUCCUACGUCAAGGUCAUGGCCCUGCUGUCGAUUGGUGGGCUCUUGGGGUUUGCCUUUUUGAAUUUUGUACCGGGGUGCCGCCAUUCAAUGACGAUACGCCGCAGGCGGUGUUUGCGAAUAUCUUAGCCAGAGAUGUUCCUUGGCCCGAGGGCGAAGAAGCCCUUUCAAAAUCAGCUGUCGAGGCUAUCGAUGUUCUUCUUACGUUAGAUCAAUCUAUACGUCCCUCAGCAAAAGAUGUGAGAACGAUGUCUCUCUUUAAAAACUUUCCUUGGGAGGAGCCUCAAAAAGCCACACCACCUUUUGUUCCACAGCCUGACGACAACUACGAUACAUAUUACUUUCAAGCUCGGAACAUACUUCAGCAUCUUAAUGUCAGUAACUGUGAUACCUGACGUUGGUGUUUUCCUUUUCGACCGAUGCAGUCGACGAUUUAUUACCGUACAUGGAGCGACAUGCAACGUCAAGGCCAACUGUGUUACGCUGUGUAAUUUUAUAUUUAUAUAUGUACGUGCGUAUGUAAUAUAGUAUCGUAGAAUGGUG
Messenger RNA from Orussus abietinus, 2546 nucleotides. It is a transcript of the gene gwl, whose product is annotated as serine/threonine-protein kinase greatwall. The transcript is spliced from 3 exons. The record is from RefSeq and is a predicted model, not a curated record. Gene Ontology annotation, molecular function: protein serine/threonine kinase activity; ATP binding. Gene Ontology annotation, biological process: peptidyl-serine phosphorylation; intracellular signal transduction. The coding region runs from base 194 to 2398 and encodes 734 amino acids. Lineage: Eukaryota; Metazoa; Arthropoda; Insecta; Hymenoptera; Orussidae. Gene Ontology annotation, cellular component: nucleus.